CUGCGGGGGCGGGGGCCGCGCGUCAUUCCCUGGAACCGGCGAACUUCCUCUCGGCUUGUCUGGGUCGCCCUGUCUGCCGGCCGCUGGCCCCGGGCUCGCCCGCUGGCCCCAGCCCUCUCCUCUCCUCUCUCCCUCUCUCUCUCAGCAGCUGUCUCUCUCGUGCCCGCUGGCCUCUCCUUCCCGCAGCCGCCUCCUUCUCCGCCUGCUUGGGUGGCCGCCAUGGGCCGGAAGCGGCUCAUCACUGACUCCUACCCCGUAGUGAAGAGGGGGGAGGGCCCCGCUGGGCACAGCAAGGGGGAGCUGGCACCGGAGCUAGGGGAAGAGCCCCAGCCCCUGAGCGUGGAUGAAGCAGAGCUGGAGCUGCUGAGGCAGUUUGAUCUCGCCUGGCAGUAUGGGCCCUGCACAGGGAUCACACGGUUGCAGCGCUGGCAUCGGGCGGAGCAGAUGGGCUUGGAGCCUCCCCCAGAAGUGCGUCAGGUGCUACAGACCCACCCUGGAGAUCCCCGCUUCCAGUGCAGCCUCUGGCAUCUCUAUCCCCUGUGAGGUACCACUUAAGACUUCCUGCCCACUAUCCCAGGACCUCAAGACACAAGUGAGAGCCAGUUGCUGCCCCCUUGGCUCAGUUCUGCCGUGAAGAACCUUUAGCAGGAAAAGAAUCUUAUAGAGAAAAGAGGCUGAAUCUGGAGGUCUCUGAGGCUCAGCCCUCCAUCUAACCAGCAGGCUCCUGGAGCUCCCUCUGAGAGCCAACACAGCUGAAGCUUAUACUUCCUACAUGGAAAGUUGUCUCUGAGGAUAAAGACUUGGCCAUGACCCUCGGAUGCCUGCUACACACCUCUUCAACCAUAAAAACUGUGGUCCUGGGAACAGUGUGGCAAAUAAGCACAGCCUUGGACACAGCUAGACUCAGGCAGAUGUCUAAGAGGCAAAGAUGCACUCCCUACUCAAAGCUGGGAAUCUAAGGGCAGAACUGGCAAGGGGUUCCUAAUGCUUAUCAAUAAAGAACACUGAGUCUGGAAGCCUAACCUCCAGUCCCUUAAUGUGGCCCUGAGUGGGCUGCCAGCAACCAGCAAGCCGAAGCUGACAGGUGGGAGAGAACCAGAACUAUGCUUUCCCUUUGCUGCCCAGGCCUAGACCUUGGCCAGAAGAAAGACACCUUAAAAGACCAUGGGACAAGUCCACAUUAGAGCUGAUCAGCCUCUGGCGCCCCCUGGUGGUGGACAGGGAAACAACUCUAGUCACCUUCGAAGACCAGCCAGAGAAAACGGACCUGACCGGCUACCUAGCCUGCCCAGUGUGGCCCACCUCACAAAAAUGGGUCCUUUGUCAGAGGAGAAUCCAUAGGGUUCACACCUCAUAAGGUCCAAACCUACACAUUCCCGCCAAGCACCUCUGCUUCCCACACUGGGGCCACCUGGAUCCAAAGCAGGGUUGAGGAGGUUCUCAACCUGCAGGUCCUGCUCAGAGAUGGCCAUCAUCUGGUGGGCUUUGGUGGGGGAACUGGGUAGAGCAGAAACAAUGUUUAGGGGCCCCUGGGAUGGUAUCAUAUGGAGAAUGGAGUCCGUGUUCCUCA
This is a messenger RNA of Canis lupus familiaris (dog), 1570 nucleotides long. RefSeq names its product DNA polymerase delta 4, accessory subunit. NCBI's taxonomy places the organism in Eukaryota, Metazoa, Chordata, Mammalia, Carnivora, Canidae. The transcript has 4 exons. Gene Ontology annotation, biological process: DNA synthesis involved in DNA repair; DNA-templated DNA replication. Gene Ontology annotation, cellular component: delta DNA polymerase complex. Bases 220 to 543 code for a protein of 107 amino acids. Gene Ontology annotation, molecular function: DNA-directed DNA polymerase activity. The record is from RefSeq and is a predicted model, not a curated record.